AUGGAGUGUACAGCGUCGAGUGCUGCUCGGCUCAUGAAGUGGCUAGACAAUGACAGUAAUUCCAGCUCUGACAGCUCAUCGAGUUGUGAAGUAGAAGACAACACAGUCGCUGGCCACUCGGACAAAGCGCAGAGCUUCGUGUCACCAGUAAAGCAGACCGAGCAAGCAGUUGAGAUCAUUGUAAUCAGUUCUGGCGAUGAAAGCUCUGACUUGGACGACGCAGGUGCAGCUGAGGCCAAAGUGAAGCGAACGGCAUGUGAAAAUGGCGCUAAAGCUGCAGCAACAAUCGCGCCUUCCGUGAAGGAAAUGAAACGGCGAUGGGACGAAUGCAAGCAGGUCAUGCAGAAAGAGUCACUUGAAGAAGACGCACCUGCGGACCAACCAGCUAUUGAAAUUGACGGCAUUCUGGCUGCGGCCAUCGAAGAGUACUCCAAGCUGGAAGACGGCGAUCAUCAAGCCGGUCACGAGAGUCACGAAACGUGGAUCGGAGAGGAUCUAAUCGAAGGCGGAGACGGAGAUUCAGUGAUUGAGAGGAUGCCGCCAGAACUGGAGCCCGAUCAACAGCGCGAUCAAAUUCUCACAGCACGCGAAGCAGGCACGCAAUGGCUGCGAUCCAACGAGUACGACGGCGAUGUGGAUUCUGAGCUUGGUACCAGCGAGGAUGACAAGCACUUCGAAGCCAAGAUUGAUGGCAACCGCAAGGGGGUUGGACGACUGGUAUCAAUUGGGAAAGACGUGCAGUGUAGACGACCAGAGCAGCUCGAGCUGGAGAAGAGCAAAUCGAUGCUGGUGGCUGAGCCUCCUCUCCAUCCUCACAUCAAGAAAUCAAAGAAUCAGCAAGAGCUAUCGCGAAUCUCGCAAAAGCCAUUCGGUAAAAUCGAGGUGAAGGUAAAACAGCGAAAGCCACCAAGAAUCUCGCAAAACCCUCUCGGCCAAAUCGCAAUCAAGACGAAGCUGAGAGAGGAAUUAGUACCGGUUCAAGCGCUGAGCCCGUUCAAGAGCAAAGGCAUUCUCAAAACUUCAUCGGUCGCAAAGAAGUUUCGUGGACAGCAUACACAAGACAGGACAGCAAAAGGUAGAAUUUCCAAAAAGCAGCUCACGGCACUUGUCCCGAAGAUGGAACUGUCAGGCAGGCAGCAGCUGCUCAACUCUCAAGUCAAGCUACGCAAAGGGAAGAGUAUUGGACAUCAAGACCGAAGCGUUCGAGCUACGGAUUCCAAUGGCAAGACGAAACUUGCACGUCGGAACAAACGCAGAAGGCAGAACAAGAGCAGAAAGAAAAGAGGCGCCUCAAUUGAAUCAUAA
Molecule: messenger RNA, 1305 nt
Organism: Cercospora beticola
Lineage: Eukaryota; Fungi; Ascomycota; Dothideomycetes; Mycosphaerellales; Mycosphaerellaceae
Source: RefSeq, a predicted model, not a curated record